This is a messenger RNA of Ictalurus punctatus (channel catfish), 709 nucleotides long. It is a transcript of the gene npvf, whose product is annotated as neuropeptide VF precursor. Gene Ontology annotation, biological process: negative regulation of gonadotropin secretion; neuropeptide signaling pathway. The record is from RefSeq and is a predicted model, not a curated record. The coding region runs from base 31 to 672 and encodes 213 amino acids. Gene Ontology annotation, molecular function: signaling receptor binding. NCBI's taxonomy places the organism in Eukaryota, Metazoa, Chordata, Actinopteri, Siluriformes, Ictaluridae. The transcript has 3 exons.
GUGUGUGUGUAUAUAUAAAUAGUCUGGAAUAUGUUGGAUCCUGACAAAGAUUGGAAGAUGUCUUGCUCUGCAUUGUCUCUAACACUAGUCAUCCUCAGUAGUUUGGUCUUUCAAGAUGUUACUACUGUCAAACUUCCACUUACUGGAAACAACAACAUCAACACAGUUACAAGAAGAAUGUUUUUAAAGAGCAAUGAAGAUCUUCCCCGGAGUCUGGAAAUGGAGGACUCCACACUGAACAUGGCUCCAACCAGCAGCAGCAGAGUAAACUCACCUACCAUCCUUCGCCUACACCCACUCUUGGCAAAAUCAGUGCAUACGCAUGCCAACCUGCCUCUCCGCUUUGGCCGUGGCUCUGCACAUAUGCUACGGAUGCCCAAGUCCUCUAUCAACCUACCACAAAGGUUUGGUCGCUCUGAAAACACCAAACCUACCUCUGGUAUGCAGUGUACAAUGUGCCGCCGCAGUGAGAACCCACCUUCAGCCACACUCCCACAGAGAUUUGGCAAGAGAAACCUUUUGGUUGGUGAUUCAUUUCGCGCAGGAGCUGUGUUUGUACACACCUGUAAGAUGCCAUCACUUAGGACACCAGACCAUGACUACAUGACUGAAGUGGUUGAAAAGGAAGAUAAAGCUUUAAAGAGUAAAACAUACAUUGACUUAGAAAUCUAAAGAAAUCUCUAACAAACCGACAAAUGUGUCUUCAAAA